Molecule: messenger RNA, 1281 nt
Organism: Empidonax traillii (willow flycatcher)
Lineage: Eukaryota; Metazoa; Chordata; Aves; Passeriformes; Tyrannidae
Gene: RORC
Product: RAR related orphan receptor C
Exons: 9
Coding region: 229-1281 (350 amino acids)
Biological process (GO): regulation of transcription by RNA polymerase II
Cellular component (GO): nucleus
Molecular function (GO): nuclear receptor activity; RNA polymerase II cis-regulatory region sequence-specific DNA binding
Source: RefSeq, a predicted model, not a curated record
CCGUGUCCCCCAGCCCACAUCGAGGUGAUCCCCUGCAAGAUCUGUGGGGACAAAUCCUCGGGGAUCCACUACGGAGUCAUCACCUGUGAGGGCUGCAAGGGGUUUUUUCGGCGCAGUCAGAAGAGCGGCCCGAGCUACGCGUGCAGCCGCCAGCAGAACUGUCCCAUAGACCGCGCCACCCGCAACCGCUGCCAGCACUGCCGCCUCCAGAAGUGCCUCCGCCUCGGAAUGUCCCGCGACGCCGUCAAGUUCGGUCGCAUGUCCAAGAAGCAGCGGGAGCGGCUCCACGCCGAGGCGCAAGAGCAGCUGGAGCAGCGGGAACGGGAACGGGCGGCCCAGAGGGCUCCGCUACCCGCCCCAGGUCACCUGCUGUCCCCCGCUGUACCCGCGGGCUGUCCCCGGGGGUCCCUUCCCGUGGAGGAGGGGACAAAGCGGGCACAGGAAGGGGACAGGGACAGGGGGGCCCCUGAGUGGUUCCCCCACCCUGGGGUCAGCAGCAUCCCAGAGUCCCCCAUGGCAUCUGUGGUGGAGAUCGAGCACCUGACGCAGAGUGUUCUCAAGUCGCACCGUGACACGUGCCAGCCCCGGCCCGAGGAGCUGCAGCGGCGGCGCUGGGACACCUUCACCCGGGAGGAGAUCUGCGCCUACCAGAGCAAGCCCACAGCGGAGAUGUGGCAGCGCUGUGCCAGCCGUGUCACCGAGGCCAUCCAGGACGUGGUGGAGUUUGCCAAACGCCUGCAGGGCUUCCUCGAGCUCAGCCAGAACGACCAGAUCGUGCUGCUCAAGGCGGGUGCCAUGGAGGUGGUGCUGGUCCGCAUGUGCCGAGCAUUCAACUCCGACAACCGCACUGUGCUCUUCGAGGGCAAGUUCGCCGGCGCGGAGCUCUUCCGUUCCCUGGGGUGCCAUGAGCUCAUCGGGUCCAUCUUCGACUUCGCCCAGAGCCUCUGUGCCCUGCACUUCUCAGAGAGCGAGGUGGCCCUUUUCAGCGCCCUCGUGCUCGUCAACGCCAGCCGGCCGUGGCUGCAGGACCGCCCACGGGUGGCCCGGCUCCAGCGACAUCUCGAUGCGGCCUUUCGGCUUCUGCUGCACCGGACCCACCGCGAGGGGCUCCUGGCCAGGCUCCCUCCCCCGGGCCGGUUGCGGGCUCUGUGCUCGCAGCAUGUGGAGCAGCUCCAGGCCUUUUGCCGCCUCCACCCCGGGGGGGUCUCGGCCGGCUUCCCCCCCCUCUACAGAGAGCUCUUCACCCCUGAUGCCACCGAAGCCCCCGCGGGCACCCGCUGA